UGGCGGGCUAUAGUUCCGGAGAGGCUGAGUCUUCAGUACGACGACAGAGUCUGUGUUGGGUGCCGUGUGCGUGUUAGUCUCUUGCCUGCUGAAGAUUUCGCGGUCAACUCGUCACAUAUUUUCUUACAAUGAGGUUCCGGGCUUCAGUGCUGGGCAAGUUGCUGGGCCGGUCCAGCAACUGCAUGCAGAGCCGAGUGCCAUCGGGGGGAGUUUGUGACGUCACACAUUUACCUGGGGCCGUCGUUACAAGUCGACACUAUCAUCCCAACGGCGACCCGCCAAGAAUUCUGAUCACCGGAAGCCUGGGACAACUUGGCUCAGGACUGGCAGCCUUACUGAGGGAGAAGUACGGCCGUGAGAACGUCAUCAUGUCGGACAUAAUCAAACCUUCUAAAGAGACGUGGAAGAGCGGGCCGUACGUGUUUGCUGACAUACUUGAUUUCAAAUGUCUUCAGGAAAUCGUCGUGACCUACAGAAUAGACUGGCUGGUGCAUUUCUCGGCCCUGCUCUCUGCAAUUGGUGAACAAAACGUCCCCCUUGCCAUCAGAGUGAACAUCGAAGGCCUACACAACGUCAUGGAGCUGAGCAAGCAGUACGACCUUCGUGUCUUCGUGCCUUCCACCAUCGGGGCCUUCGGGCCAGAUUCACCGCGGGACUUCACACCGAAUGUCGCCAUCCAGCGGCCACGCACCAUAUAUGGCGUCUCCAAGGUGCACGCCGAGCUGCUCGGCGAGUACUACCACCACAAGUUCGGACUGGACUUCAGAUGUCUGAGGUUCCCUGGCGUUAUUUCAGCAGACACGCAGCCGGGAGGCGGCACCACAGAUUAUGCAGUUCAAAUAUUCCACGACGCUAUAGCCGGCGAGCACUUCGAGUGCUACCUUCGCCCCGACACACGCCUCCCCAUGAUGUACAUUGACGACUGCCUCAGAUCUCUGUGGGAGAUGCUGGUCACGCCCGAAAACCUGCUCAAGCGCAGGACCUACAACGUCACGGCCAUGAGCUUCACUCCGGCCGAGAUCGUCGCGGCCGUUCAGAAACAUUUUCCUGAUCUCAAAGUCUCGUAUAGACCUGAUGAUAGACAGAAAAUUGCGGACACGUGGCCCAAAGUUUUUGACGACAGCGAAGCGCGCAGAGACUGGGGCUGGCGCCACGUCUACGACCUGCCGUCCAUGUGCGACAUCAUGUUCAGCAAAUUACGAGCUGCGGGAGUCGAGAACAACACCGCCUUAGCCGACGAUGCUGUGCUGGCACGAGGAAUGUAAUUCUACAUUAACUUCCAUCCUACGAUGCUCUAUGACCAUAUUUAUUGUUAUUUCUGCCACGAUGUUCUACGCCGUCUUCUGGGCGGCGGACUUCGACGGCAACACUAUUCUAGCUGUAAUGCACCUGAUAUCAACUCCCAUAAUGCAAUCCUGUUGAAUCAUAUUUAUUUCUUCCCUGGGGCAACAUGUAAGCGCCUAGGCGUUGGACAAUUUCUCUCCACAAUGAAGCUAUAAGCCAUUUGGUUGACUACUUACUUGGUUUAGAAUAGAAGUUUCGGCACUGGAAAUAGGCCCAUGACCUGUUGCCGAUUCUUGUGCUUUUCGUGACUUGAUUCACAAAGGAUAUGGCCUUAUGAACCUGAUCUUUGUUAUAGCUGGCGAUUGUUUGAGGUAACUGCUGGACUUAUUACAAGGUCCGUAAGGAGCUAGGCUUUUCAAGACUGAACAUAUGCUCCUGCAUAGCUUUGUCUAGUUUGUUCUU
Hyalella azteca is the source of this 1746-nucleotide messenger RNA. It is a transcript of the gene Tdh, whose product is annotated as L-threonine 3-dehydrogenase, mitochondrial. Gene Ontology annotation, molecular function: L-threonine 3-dehydrogenase activity. The record is from RefSeq and is a predicted model, not a curated record. The coding region runs from base 129 to 1265 and encodes 378 amino acids. NCBI's taxonomy places the organism in Eukaryota, Metazoa, Arthropoda, Malacostraca, Amphipoda, Hyalellidae. Gene Ontology annotation, biological process: L-threonine catabolic process. The transcript is spliced from 8 exons.